Prunus armeniaca (apricot) is the source of this 852-nucleotide messenger RNA. The record is from the annotation of a GenBank genome assembly. NCBI's taxonomy places the organism in Eukaryota, Viridiplantae, Streptophyta, Magnoliopsida, Rosales, Rosaceae.
AUGAGCAGAAGGUGGAUACAGAACCCGAAUAGAUGCGCAGACGAAUACUUGGAUGGAAUCGAGGAUUUUAUUGAGUUUGCACGUAGACACAACCCGGGUGCAACUAGAAUCCGUUAUCCUUGUAGGAGGUGUAACAACACAUUGUGGGAGACAAUUGAAAAUGUUGGAUUUCAUUUAGUAAGGAAUGGAAUAAUUGAGACAUAUAGCAUUUGGAACCUUUACGGGGAACAAUUAGACCAUGUUUCGUCUUCAAAUGCCACAAGAGUGGACAAUGUUGAACCUAUUGUGGAUCAUAAUGAUCAAGUCAUGGAUAUUAUACAGGAUGUUUUUCCAUUUGCAUCAACGAACAUCAAUCAGGAAGGGGAAGAUGACGUGCCUACACCAAUAGACAGUGCGGAGUUUGAACAAUAUGAAAAACUGUUAAAAAAUGCAAACCAAGAGUUAUACCCAGGGUGCGAGAGCUUUUCCGUUCUCACGGCCAUUGUGGAGCUAAUGCACGGGAAAAUAAAGUAUCGUAUGUCGAACCUGUGUUUCGAUUACUUUUUGGGGGUUUUCAAGAGAAUGCUUCCGACGGACAAUUGUUUGCCGAAAGACUAUAAACAUGCGCAAAAGGUGUUGAAUGGUCUUGGAUUGGGUUAUGAAAAAAUUCACGCUUGCAAAAACAAUUGCAUGUUAUUCUACAAAGAGCAUGAAACAUUGGAUACAUGCCCUAUAUGUAAUGAGUCGAGGUUCAAAAUGACAUCUCAGAAUAGAACGACCAAGAUCCCACAAAAAGUCAUGCGUUAUCUGCCCCUGAAACCUAGGUUGCAGCGAUUGUAUAUGUCGAUGCAUACUGCCACAGACAUGAGAUGA